This is a messenger RNA of Nerophis lumbriciformis (worm pipefish), 1998 nucleotides long. NCBI's taxonomy places the organism in Eukaryota, Metazoa, Chordata, Actinopteri, Syngnathiformes, Syngnathidae. The record is from RefSeq and is a predicted model, not a curated record.
AUGUCGACUCUGGAAUUGAUGAAAAGGGAGUGCUUUGCCUCAGGGGCCUCGGGGGCCUUAGGGGCCUUGUCCUCGGCUUCUUUGAAGAGAAGAUUGAUCAGGAGGAGGAGAGUCGCUCCAAGGGCCAACUCUCAGGAUGUGACCGCCGACUGUCAGCCGUGCAGGUGUUCCAUAUUGUCCGACUCUGGCAGCGGGCGAACUGUUCGACGGGUUCUGACGGCCUGCCUGCUGUCCUUCCUGGCCCUGCUGGGCUCCGUGUCCAUGGACCUGGGCUCCAACUUCCACCUGCUCCACUCCACGCAGGCCGCUCACGGCGAGCUCACGUCUUGCAGAACGGCGGCCAUCUUGCGCCUGCUCGGUAAGCUUCAAGCCGCGCGCCGCCUGCUCGGGAAAGACCACGCCAACGUCUCGGCAUGGGACCUCUGCAGCGAUGCCGCCACUGGUGGCGACGGCUACGGGCUCCCGUGCGACGACGAGACAGGCGCACUUUGCCAGGAGAUGGCGAGGACUGUCGGCAGGUUACUUGGAACAGGUGACAACCACACCUGCGACCUAUCUGCGCUCAUCGGAGGACUUCUUGAUAUGUGGGGAACGGUAGAAGAUACUUUGACCAGAGCCAGACGCGACUCCAACUGGAGGGAUGUUCUCGCUGCCAGACUCCUGCUCACAUUCAAAGAACUCAACCACCAGCUGAUGGACGUCCCCCACGUGCUGGAGCUACCAGACUUCCAGGACAGGUGGGAUUUUUUGUUGAAGCACUUGAGCUUUGCGGCGCUCAUGACGGAACAACUCAACGACUGCUGGUUGGAGAACAUCGACCGGAAAUUCAACUCCAGCCGGCGUUUCAAACACCUUCUGGACACCGACCUGUGGGAGCUCUCUCCGGGGAAAGACCUACCCGGGUCAGGCCUUGGACUCCGAGCUCUGACGGACACCGAGCACUGCCUGUUUGCUCGCUCGGCGCCGGCACUCAGGAAGGCGUCUCGGUCCUUGGCGUCGCGCCUCAGCAUGAAGAUCAGCCUGCUGGCCAUCGCCUGCCUCAGCUACCCGCUGGUCAUGUUCUCCUUCAAGCAGAUGACCGAGUGGAUACACGACUACGCCCGCAGACUGAAGGACAAGACCGAGGACUUGAGGCGUCAGAGGCAACUGGCCGAGGACCUGCUGCACCAAAUGCUGCCCAAGACCGUAGCCAGACAACUCCGCCGCCAUAAACACGUGGAGGCCGAGAGCUACGAGAAGGUGACCAUUUUCUUCUCGGACAUUGUUGGCUUCACGUCCAUCUCAGCCUCCUGCACUCCUCUGCAGGUGGUGGGCAUGCUCAACAACCUCUACCUCUGCUUUGACACGCGCAUCGACUCUUACGACGUCUACAAGGUUGAAACCAUCGGUGAUGCGUACAUGGUGGCCAGCGGUCUUCCCGAGAGGAACGGAGACAGACACGCCGAUGAGAUCGCCAAGAUGGCGCUGGAUCUGGUGGCGGCCGUCAGACAAGUGUCCAUCCCUCACAUGCCCGACCAGAGGCUGCAGCUGCGAGCCGGAAUCCACACAGGUCCGUGCGUGGCAGGAAUAGUGGGCUCCAAGAUGCCAAGAUACUGUCUGUUUGGGGACACGGUCAACACCGCCUCCAGGAUGGAGUCCACCAGCCUGCCUCAGAAGAUCCACGCCAGCUCCGAGAGCUACUUGGCGCUGGCCAAAGACAACGCCUACGAGCUGCAGCUGCGUGGAGAGAUUGAAGUGAAGGGCAAAGGCAAGAUGAAGACGUACUGGCUGCUGGGCCACAAGAACUACAGUGUCCAGAACGACAGUCUGGUCUGCCACUGGAACCCAAACAAGGCCAGGAGAAAGAAGCUUGUGGCAAGCAGUGACGUCUCUGUGGGCAACUCGUCAGUGACAGUGCAGAGCGUGAGUGAGAAGGUCUCCCUUCCCUCCAAUCCAAGUCCUUCACAGCCGGGGUGUGACCAGGCAGGUGUGAGUGUUGGGUGUGACCAGGCAGGUGUG